UUUUGCAUUUCCUUAAUACACAUACCUGAGGUAGAAGCAUUCCAAUCUCUUCCACUUCCUUGACACCGAAUAAUGCAUAUCCAGCUGCAUGCUCGAACAGCACGUGUAAAAGCACCUGAGAGACAGACAGAAGUUGCAGGUCAACACCAGCACGUGCAUGAAGCCCACAUGGUGAUGGCACCUCCAGGCACAAAGAAGCCUCGUUUUUAAAGCAGCCUCAUUUUUAAGUAUUUAAUAUGAUAAUACAGCAUUGCGUAAGUAGAAGAUAACAAGUCGUUAAUAAACUACCCAUGUUUAGAUUUUAUUGCAUUAGAGCUUGAAGCUGAGGAGAAACACAUUAGCAUGGGUUAGCACAGACGCAACACGUGCUACUCCAGUGGAUCAAAUACUCAGCGCGUGCCUUAUCAAACUGAACAACAUCUCAUAGCACUGCAAUCAGAACCAGAACAUCGGUCCAAAUCACGAACAGGAGGUGGAGGAGUUUAUGGAAACAUACGUCAGAGAUAGUAAAUAAGAGCUUAGUGUGAUCCGAGGGUUCCUAUAAAGCUGACUGCUCUCUGACCACUGACACAAACAUAAACCCUGCCACGAAGGCCACCUGCAUGCUGUACAAAGAUGCGUGGAGCAGUUACAGGAUGUCUGGUGCUGGUGUAUGUUAUUGCUCUUCAGGCUGACCAGGCAGAGGGACACAUCGCAUUCUUCAGCCCCAAAGAGAUGAGAGAGCUCAGGGAAAAGGAGGGAAGGAAGGAUGCUGAUCUGCGGGCAGAGGAGGUUUUGAUUGACGAGAUGUCUCCAGAGGAGAACAGAGGAGAGUCAGCGGGCCAGCUUGUAGAAAUAGGGUUGAAGCUCACUGCUAAAAAGGGCCACAUUGGAUCUGCUUUUGGUAAGAUGCUGCAGAACAUUGUAGAAGAGCCAGAGACCGUGAAAUAAGGCCGGCAUUUUUAUCUGCAUUCAACGACAAUUGCAGUCUGAUGAUUCGCCACAAUUGCAAGCACAAAUAUUUUGUCUAUGAAUGUAAAUGAAUCACAAUAAAAUGAAAUUGCAUGCAAA
This is a messenger RNA of Megalobrama amblycephala (Wuchang bream), 1050 nucleotides long. RefSeq names its product motilin-like (gene mlnl). The transcript is spliced from 7 exons. Bases 616 to 930 code for a protein of 104 amino acids. The record is from RefSeq and is a predicted model, not a curated record. NCBI's taxonomy places the organism in Eukaryota, Metazoa, Chordata, Actinopteri, Cypriniformes, Xenocyprididae.